AUGUCAUCCCUUGCUUUUAGAUCUUUAAGAAAUGGAUUAGGAUUGAAGAGUUCCGUCAGAACUUUAUCCACCACUACUUCUGCAUUGUCCAAGUACGACCAACCAGACUUUAGCAGUUACUUAAACAAUAGAUCUCAAGAAAAGAACCGUAACUUCACUUACUUCAUGGUGGGUUCUAUGGGAUUAUUGGGUACUGUUGGUGCCAAGUCUACCGUUGAAUCUUUCUUGUCUUCUUUAUCCGCAUCUGCCGAUGUUUUAGCUAUGGCUAAGGUUGAAGUCAAGUUGGGUGCUAUUCCAGAAGGUAAGAAUGUUAUUGUGAAGUGGCAAGGUAAGCCAGUUUUCAUCAGACACAGAACACAAGAUGAAAUCGACGAGGCUAAUGAAGUUAAGGUUGCUAAUUUGAGAGAUCCAGAAACCGAUGCUGACCGUGUCAAGAAGCCUGAAUGGUUAGUUAUGUUGGGUAUCUGUACUCAUUUGGGUUGUGUUCCAAUCGGUGAAGCCGGUGAUUUUGGUGGUUGGUUCUGUCCUUGUCAUGGUUCUCACUACGAUAUCUCUGGUAGAAUUAGAAGAGGUCCAGCUCCAUUGAACUUGGAAAUUCCAGCUUACGAUUUCACUGACGACGAAACCUUAAUGGUCGGUUAA
Molecule: messenger RNA, 642 nt
Organism: Debaryomyces hansenii CBS767
Lineage: Eukaryota; Fungi; Ascomycota; Pichiomycetes; Serinales; Debaryomycetaceae
Gene: RIP1
Product: ubiquinol--cytochrome-c reductase catalytic subunit
Exons: 2
Coding region: 1-642 (213 amino acids)
Biological process (GO): mitochondrial electron transport, ubiquinol to cytochrome c
Cellular component (GO): membrane
Molecular function (GO): quinol-cytochrome-c reductase activity; 2 iron, 2 sulfur cluster binding
Source: RefSeq, a predicted model, not a curated record